CGCGGCGCAGGGCGAGCGGAGCGGCGGGAGCGCAGGCGAGGCCCCGAUGGAGCGGUACAAAGCCUUGGAUCAGCUGCUGACAGAGCUGGAUGACUUCCUCAGGAUUCUGGACCAGGAGAACCUGAGCAGCACAGCGGUGGUGAAGAAGAGUGGCCUGGCAGAGCUCCUCCGGCUCUACACCAAGAGCAGCAGUUCUGAUGAGGAGUACAUUUACAUGAACAAAGUCACAAUCAACAAGCAACAGAACACCGAGUGUCAGGACAGAGUGUCCGAGGAGCAGGGUCCACUGACCAAUGGGGAGCCCGUUCAGCCCUCCUCGGCCCCUCAGAAGAGUCUUCCAGACCUUCCACCGCCCAAGAUGAUUCCAGAACGGAAACAGCUCAGUGUCUCAAGGAUUGAGUCUUCGGAGGGUUACUAUGAAGAGGCUGAGCCAUAUGAUACGUCUGUCAAUGGUCACUCUGGCGGAUUGCUCCCUGCUGGUGUCCCUAGUUGGGUGCAGGUGCCCGAAGGAGUCAUUUAUGCCACGAUCACCUUGGAGGAUGGAGAGGCUGUGAGCAGCUCUUAUGAAUCCUACGAUGAGGAGGAGAGCAGCAAGGGCAAGUCAGCCCCCUACCAGUGGCCCUCCCCAGAGGCCAGCAUCGAGCUGAUGCGGGACGCCCGCAUCUGUGCUUUCCUGUGGCGCAAGAAGUGGCUGGGCCAGUGGGCCAAGCAGCUGUGUGUGAUCAGGGACACCCGGCUCCUGUGCUACAAAUCGUCCAAGGACCACAGCCCUCAGCUGGAUGUGAACUUGUUGGGCAGCAGUGUUGUCCACAAGGAGAAGCAAGUACGGAAGCAGGAGCACAAGCUGAAGAUCAUGCCCAUGAACGCGGAUGUGAUCGUGCUGGGCCUGCAGAGCAGGGACCAAGCCGAGCAGUGGCUCCGGGUCAUCCAGGAGGUGAGCGGUCUGGCAUCUGAGGGAACAUCUGAGGGGAACCAGUACACGCCAGAGGCCCAGCGCCCGAACUGUCAGAAGCCAGAUAUAGCUGAGAAGUACCUGUCAGCCUCGGAGUACGGGAGCUCCAUGGAUGGCCACCCUGAGGUCUCAGAGAUCAAAGACGGUAAUACCGUCAAGAAGAAGUGUUCUGCUGGCCUCAAGCUGAGCAACCUGAUGAACCUGGGCAGGAAGAAAUCCACCUCGCUGGAGCCCCCGGAGAGGCCCCUUGAGACCUCCAGUUACCUGAACGUGCUGGUGAACAGCCAGUGGAAGUCCCGCUGGUGCUCCGUCAGGGACAGUCACCUACAUUUCUACCAGGACCGGAACCGGAGCAAGGCGGCCCAGCAGCCCCUCAGCCUGGUAGGCUGUGAAGUGGUCCCAGACCCAAGCCCUGACCACCUCUACUCCUUCCGCAUCCUCCACAACGGGGAGGAGCUGGCCAAGCUCGAGGCCAAGUCCUCGGAAGAGAUGGGCCACUGGCUAGGCCUCCUGCUGUCUGAGUCCGGCUCCAAGACAGACCCAGAGGAGUUCACCUACGACUACGUAGAUGCUGAGCGGGUUUCCUGUAUUGUUAAUGCGGCCAAAAACUCCUUCUUGCUCAUGCAGAGAAAGUUCUCAGAGCCCAACACUUACAUCGAUGGCCUGCCCACCCAGGCCCGCCAGGAAGAGCUCUAUGACGACGUGGAGAUGUCAGAGCUGACCCUGGCGGUGGAACCUGCCGAGGAAGCCACCCCCUCCGUGGAUGCACUUAGUGAGAACGAGCCUGACAGACUGUACCUGGACCUCACGCCACUCAAGCCCUCCAUGCACGGCCCCGGCCCUGGCCCCGGCAGUGUGCAGGCCCGGGGCUCUUCCCCCGUGUCACCGCAGCUGGAUGACAUGGCCAACGUCCUCCCUGCAGACCCUGGCCAAGCCCCAGAGGAGCUCCGCACAACAUCUGCAGAAAGCCAAGAGGAGCAGAGGCAGCUGGCAAGCCAGGAGCCGGAGGAGCCUGCCCUGAGAAUCGCCACUGUCAAGCUGCAGGCUGAGCAGCAGAGAAUCUCUUUCCCAUCCAACUGCCCUGACACCAUGGCGGCUGCCCCAGCCAGCAGCAGCCCACCUGUGAAGGACAGGCUGCGGGUGACCAGUGCAGAGAUCAAACUUGGCAAGAAUCGGACAGAGGCCGAGGUGAAGCGGUACACAGAGGAGAAGGAAAGACUUGAGAAGAUGAAGGAAGAGAUCCGAGGCCACCUGGCUCAGCUCCGGAAAGAGAAGCGGGAGCUGAAAGAGACCCUGUUAAAAUGCAUAGACAAGGGCAUCUUGGCCAUCCUGGAGCAGAAGCUGAAGGAAAUUGAUGAGGAAUGCCGGAUCAAGGAGAGCAGGCGUGUGGACCUUGAGCUCAACAUCAUGGAGGUGAAGGACAACUUGAAGAAGGCUGAGGCUGGACCUGUGACACUGGGCACCACAGUAGACACUACACACCUGGACAACAUGAGCCCCCGACCUAAAGCCACCGCCCCCACCCAAGACUGCACCCCAGUCAACUCUGCCACUGCGCUCAAGAAUAGGCCUCUUUCCGUCAUGGUCACAGGCAAAGGCACUGUCCUCCAGAAAGCCAAGGAAUGGGAGAAGAAAGGAGCAAGUUAGAAACAUCUAAAGACUGUCAGUAUGGACUUUGGUGACAAUCCUGCUUCGGUAAAGUCUUCUUUAAAACAGCAACUCUGAGGAAGGGUGAGUCUGUUUCAAAGAAAAAGCAAGGACUGGGGUAUUCUGAAUGGAGAGCUUUGGCCAUGAGGAGGCUGUGUUCUUUUUCUGAGCCAGAGGGAACACUACAGCCACCACAAAAAAAGGCUUCUCUGGAGACCUAAGUCUACUGGACAUUGUAUUUAGGGAUGUUCUGUUUCUUUUUUGAAGUUUUCAUCAAUUGCUUUAUCAAAAUUUUUUAGUAGUAAAAAGCUUCUGAUGUUUAGACUUUGGUGGAAGACAGUACAAGGGCCCUUCGGCUUUGAUGACUGAGAAGAACUGAACUCCUGUCAUCUCUUAUCCAAUACCUAGCAGUAUCAGGGAUUAAACCAUCCUUGCCUUCUGGUUUGUUUUCACCAAUCCAUAUUAGACCCAACUGUAUCUUUGAUGAUUUUGAAGAGCAGUGGCAGCACCUGUGUAAAACCACCUGCAACCUGUUGUGUUUUUUAAAGAAACAGUAGCAGGAGAAAUAUUUGGGACCAAGCAGAGACACUGAUCCAAAUAAUGUGUUUUCUUCCCACUCCAAGGCAGGCCUCAGUGAACUGCCUUUAAAUAAAAUGGUAAGUGAUGCUAUAUUAUGUAGACAAAACUUAUUUAAUUGUCUCGUGGUCAGGCCAUUUUUAAGGGAAGUUAUUUAAUACAAUGCUCUCAUAGUUCAUGUUGUGAAGUUUCUAAUUUCCAGCCCCUCUGCAGGAAAAAAGUCAUGAAUUUUGGUGAGGGUGGCCUCCCUCUUCUCUGGCAGUGUUAUUCUGUGUGUUGUCCUGUCUCUCGUUGCAAUGGCAUUCUUUGUUAAUACAGGUUGAAACAUUUCAGGGGGGUUUGAAUCAGAGUUCUCAAACACUGGUUCCUGAGAGCUAAGUCUUUUUUAUUCAUAUUGUCUUUCUAAUUAAUCCCAGGGCAUUUAUUUCCUAUGUCAUAAAACACUUGGUGGUCUUUACCAAGUGGUUUGAUUUUUUUAAAAAAUAAAAUGUUCCUUGUAUUUGGA
Messenger RNA from Heterocephalus glaber (naked mole-rat), 3680 nucleotides. The record is from RefSeq and is a predicted model, not a curated record. Lineage: Eukaryota; Metazoa; Chordata; Mammalia; Rodentia; Bathyergidae.